GAGCAUCAUCAGUCCUCCUUUGACGGUCGACGAUUACGGUUCGCGUGCGUUCCCCUUCUCUAUUUUUCUUUCUCUUUCUCUCGCGUUCUUUUUCUCGAUAAUAACAAUUGAGUUUAAGGAUAUAGCAAAGCGUCCGUUGCUGCUGCUUGUGUUGGUGUAUACACACAUCUACACGUUCGUGCCUACGUAUUAUACGUAUACAAUAUACAGCAGCUCUCUCGUGACGCGCAGUUAGUCGAUCAGCGCAUAAAAUACCUCUAUCCACAACACAGCUCUGCUGCUACUACUGCUGACCGUACUAGAGCGACAAAGACGGACUCUGGGUUGUCUGACACACUCUGCGGGCUGUGUGAAACCAGAUCGCGUACGUAAUAAAUCGGAGCAACGAGAGACUCUGCUGCUGCUGGUUUCCGUGCGUCUCUUUCUCUCGCUUUUUGUAUAUACACCUAUACCUACGCGCGUACUGUGUGUAUUAUGAGCGCGCGCGCGUGUGUACCGUGUGCGUGAGAGACAGAUUGGUCAGCGCUAAAUUGUAUACAUACAACUGAUAACAGUCCGCAGCUCUGUUGUCUGCGACCAGUGAAAUUGCCUAGUGCCUGUGUAUUUCGUGUGUACGGCCGUCUUUGUUAUUGCGCGUCGAUAGCAGCGCAAAUCGUCAAUUUUUCCCAAAAUAACGUCGACUUUUAUCUGCUAAUGAUCCGUCGUAAAAUACAAUAAAAAGCUCGCGACGUGCUUGUAGUCACCCGCUGCCGAUCGCACACGACGCUCGACGACGACGACGACGACGACCAUGAGCUUCUGCUGCUUCCUAGCAGACGGAUAAACGAGGCCUACGUAUAUACACAUUAUAUACAGCGCGUACACACAGAGAAUACUUCAACAGCUAUAUACAUACAGAGUUAUAGGUAUAUUAUAUAUAUACCAGCCGAACGAAUCUUGUUGUGUCUGUAUACAUAUAUCUGUGCAGUGUGUGUGCAUCGCUCGCCUAUAUACUCUCUCGUUGUUGUCAGAGCCGUGCUUAUAUACGUUCAACUAAAUAAACUCUCGAAACGAGAGUCGCGUGCUGCGCCUUAUUUCUGACACUCGCCGUUGACACUGCUGUCCAUCUCCGCAGCUGCAAUCAGCUUUUGUAUACAUACUCUAGAAAAAAUAAGAAAUCAUGCCGCUUUUUGGUAAAUCACAGAAAAGCCCUGCCGAAGUGGUAAAGGCUCUUAAAGAAGCAGUCAAUGCUCUGGAGCGAGGUGAUAAAAAAGUUGAGAAGGCACAAGAGGAUGUAAGUAAAAAUUUAGUUCACAUAAAAAAUAUGCUGUAUGGAACCGCUGAAUCAGAACCACAAGCUGACAUAGUAGUUGCUCAAUUAGCACAAGAGCUUUAUAACAGCAAUCUUCUGUUAUUGCUGGUUCAAAAUUUGAGUCGAAUAGAUUUUGAGGGCAAAAAGGAUGUUGCUCAAGUUUUUAAUAACAUUUUGCGUAGACAGAUUGGUACAAGAUCUCCUACUGUAGAAUAUAUCUGUACAAAAUCAGAAAUUUUAUUCACUUUGAUGUCAGGAUAUGAACAUCAAGAUAUUGCAUUAAACUGUGGUACAAUGCUGAGAGAAUGUGCUCGAUAUGAAGCUUUGGCAAAAAUUAUGAUAUACUCCGAUGAUUUCUACAAUUUCUUCAGAUAUGUUGAAGUAUCAACUUUUGACAUAGCUUCUGAUGCUUUUUCAACUUUCAAGGAACUUCUUACUAGGCAUAAAAUUCUCAGUGCUGAAUUCUUAGAAGUUAAUUACGAUAAAGUUUUCUCACAUUAUCAACGAUUACUUAAUUCAGAAAAUUAUGUAACUCGCCGACAAAGUUUGAAGUUACUUGGAGAACUUCUACUUGAUAGACAUAAUUUUACAGUGAUGACUAGAUAUAUCUCUAAUCCAGACAAUUUGAAACUAAUGAUGAACAUGUUAAAAGAAAAAUCACGCAAUAUACAAUUUGAAGCUUUUCAUGUCUUCAAGGUGUUUGUAGCAAAUCCUAACAAACCUAAGCCUAUUCUCGACAUUCUUUUGCGUAAUCAAGAGAAGUUAAUCGAAUUUUUGACACGUUUUCACACGGACCGUUCAGAAGAUGAACAGUUUAACGAUGAAAAAGCUUAUUUGAUCAAGCAGAUUAAAGAGCUUAAGGCUGUACAUGAAAAUUAA
This is a messenger RNA of Trichogramma pretiosum, 2170 nucleotides long. It is a transcript of the gene Mo25, whose product is annotated as protein Mo25. NCBI's taxonomy places the organism in Eukaryota, Metazoa, Arthropoda, Insecta, Hymenoptera, Trichogrammatidae. The transcript is spliced from 8 exons. Gene Ontology annotation, biological process: intracellular signal transduction. The record is from RefSeq and is a predicted model, not a curated record. The coding region runs from base 1160 to 2170 and encodes 336 amino acids. Gene Ontology annotation, molecular function: protein serine/threonine kinase activator activity.